AUGACUGAACAAGACCGCUCACUAUCUACUAUGGUUGAGUCCCAAAGGGGCGAGGAUCCAGGUUAUCGACAACCACUUGUGUAUAUUCCGCAAGAUUGGUAUAUCUACUAUUAUCUCUCUCAGCGCCUGCCCGCGCUCCCGCUCAAUCACUCAUUUCAAAGUGCGCAGUACGGUGUCCGCAGGCAAUGUGAGAAGCGCACAACGUCAAUUGCAUUGUUUCGAACAUCUUUCGGUAGUGCCAUUCUACUACUAAUGCCUACUAUCGUACGCCCAAAUGAUCAAAUUAGAGUUUACUUACAGCCUUAUUCCUCUGUCCUGCGUAUCCAAAGAUCUCCUCACACUACCACCUAG
Messenger RNA from Morchella importuna, 351 nucleotides. RefSeq lists its product as uncharacterized. Lineage: Eukaryota; Fungi; Ascomycota; Pezizomycetes; Pezizales; Morchellaceae. The record is from RefSeq and is a predicted model, not a curated record. The coding region runs from base 1 to 351 and encodes 116 amino acids. The transcript has 3 exons.